Molecule: messenger RNA, 813 nt
Organism: Plasmodium cynomolgi strain B
Lineage: Eukaryota; Apicomplexa; Aconoidasida; Haemosporida; Plasmodiidae
Exons: 6
Coding region: 138-326 (62 amino acids)
Source: RefSeq, a predicted model, not a curated record
CGAAAAAUAUUUCAUGUAACUUUCUUAAAUCGCAACAAGUUCCUCUUUGACGUUAAAUUAUUGACGGCUUGUUUUUGUGUCAAUUUUGUUCGACCACUGUGUCUGUACGUUUCACCUUUGGAGAGGUGGUGGGGUACAUGCUCUAUAAUUUUUUUUUUUUGUCUACAUGCGCAUGCCCCCAUUUGGUGAAGUACUUCCCUGGAAAAUAUGAAUGGCCCUAUUUUGAAAAUCUUCCUUUUCGCGGUGCUUUGCCAAUGCGCAGUGUUGAUCUCAAAGGGAGGGGGAGGUCCAUCCUUUGCAAGGGGAAAGACUCACCAGUCUGGUGACUUGAAUAUAGACCUGCGUACGAUGACAAAAAGCAAAAAGCGUUUAGGUUACAGUUAAAAGGAGAGACGGGAGUUUUGGAUACCCCAUUAAUUAUUCUCCAGCCAACGGAGGAUGUCCCGCCAGGCGAAUUAUAUAACAAAUAUUUGGAUGAAGUAGAUGACCCCUCAAACAUUUCUGUGACGGACGUUUUACGUAACUUAGUGGACUCCUUCGAACCGAUAGAGCAGAAGAGGUUCUUAGAUAGGUUUUUAGAUGAAGUCGACGCGCAUGUAAAAUUUUAUGAAAGUUUUUCCACCGAGUGAAAUUUGCGGUAGCGUUAGGGGAAGCGACAAAGGAGGAGUUCCUUUUUUUUUUCUUCUUUUUAUCCCCUUUGCAGAAAAUGUUUGCACAGCAAUGCGGCAAUAAGUGUGAAAAUGUGGGGGGAAUGAAUCUCCCACCGUUGUUCCUACCACUAUCACCCCCUACCAACAUUGCUCUUCCCCCCGU